AUGUUUCUGACUUCGGCUCGAAGUCGUCUUCUCUCACCCUCCUUCGGACGCGCUCCCGCUCUACGACUAUCUAACAGGACUUCUCCUAUAUUAGCUAUGGCUCCUCAACGGCGAAAGCAGUCUUCUGUUCCGGAAGGCUAUGUCGAGGAUCUCUCUAAAGGCAAAACACUUCGAUUCGAAGACUCCCUCCCUAAACUCCCCGUGCCAACACUUGAAGAAACCGCAAGGCGCUACUUGAAAUCCGUCCGCCCUCUGUUAUCGGCCCCCGAGUACGAGCGCACAACCAAAGUCGUGCAAGAAUUCAUCAGGCCCGGCGGCCAAGGAGAGACACUCCAAAAGAGACUCAUUGCUCGUCGCGAGGACCCCAAGAUCAAUAACUGGCUUAUUGAAUGGUGGAAUUUUGGUGCCUACUUGGGCUACAGAGACCCUGUCGUCCCUUACGUUUCUUACUUUUACUCCUACAAGGAUGACCGUAAACGUCGCAGCAACCCCGCUGCCCGUGCGGCAACCGUCACUCUUUCUGCCCUUGAAUUCAAGCGCCAGGUGGAUGACGGAUCCUUGGAGCCAGAGUACUUGAGGAAAAUUCCCAUGGCGAUGAGCUCGUACCAGUACAUGUUCAACUGUUCGCGUAUCCCCGCCCUCCCCGCCGACUACCCCCAAAAAUACUCCCCCGAGGAGAACCAGCACAUUACAGUUGUCCGCAAAAACCAAUUUUUCAAAGUCCCCUAUGUCGUCAACGGCCAAAAACUCACUUGCGGUGAAUUGCAGAAGCAGUUUGAGGUGAUCUAUGAACGUGCCGAGCACCCUGUCACCCCUGUCGGUGUCUUGACCGCAGCAAACCGUGAUCACUGGACUGCAACCAGAGCAAAAUUGCUCGAUGCUAGCCCCGCUAAUGCCAAGGCACUGAAGGACAUUGAGUCUUCUGCUUUCUUGGUCUGUUUGGACGACGCUGCCCCUGUGACACUUGAGGAGCGAGCACAUCAAUACUGGCACGGUGACGGAUGCAACCGUUGGUACGACAAGCCGCUGCAAUUCAUCAUCAAUGACAACGGUACCGCCGGUUUCAUGGGUGAACAUAGUAUGAUGGAUGGCACGCCGACCCAACGUCUGAAUGACUACGUCAACAGCCUUAUCUUCGGCAACAAGCUUGAAUACGACAACACCCCGGUCCGAUCCACUCUCCCUCCGCCAGCCCCUAUCAACUUUGAGCUCAACGUUGAACUUGAGCAGGCUAUCAACGAGGCGCACCAAGAACACAAGUCUCUCAUUGCUGCUCAUGAGUUGCGCGUGCAAGCAUUCCAGGCUUAUGGUAAAGGAUUGAUCAAGAAGUUCAAAUGCAGUCCCGACGCGUAUGUUCAGAUGCUCAUUCAACUUGCCUACUACAAAAUGUAUGGCAUCAACCGACCCACCUACGAAUCGGCAUCGACCCGUAAGUUCAAAGAAGGCCGAACUGAAGUCAUCCGAACCGUGUCCGACGACAGCACUGCCUUCUGCCGUGCCCACCAAGACCCCAACGUCCCCCGCGAGGAAGUCGUCAAACUCUUCCGUGAGGCUCUUAAACAGCAUACCAAAUACACCAUGGAAGCCAGUGACGGUAAGGGCGUUGACCGCCACUUGUUGGGCUUGAAGAAAUUGGUACAGGAAGGGGAGAAGCUCCCUGAAAUCUUUGAAGAUCCUGCCUAUGGAUACAGCAGUUCCUGGUAUCUAUCGACCUCUCAGCUCAGUUCCGAAUACUUCAAUGGAUACGGAUGGAGCCAAGUCAUCGACGACGGAUUCGGCAUUGCUUAUAUGAUCAACGAGGAUAGCCUCCAAUUCAACGUUGUCUCCAAGAGACUCGGCUGUGAGCGCCUGAGCUUCUACCUCAAUGAAGCCGCACUUGAGGUCCGCGAUUUGUUGAUGCCUGACUUGUUGGCCGAGAAGGAGACGGCCAAGUUGUAA
Molecule: messenger RNA, 1938 nt
Organism: Talaromyces marneffei
Lineage: Eukaryota; Fungi; Ascomycota; Eurotiomycetes; Eurotiales; Trichocomaceae
Exons: 4
Coding region: 1-1938 (645 amino acids)
Biological process (GO): carnitine metabolic process
Cellular component (GO): mitochondrion; peroxisome
Molecular function (GO): carnitine O-acetyltransferase activity
Source: RefSeq, a predicted model, not a curated record